Molecule: messenger RNA, 717 nt
Organism: Dibothriocephalus latus
Lineage: Eukaryota; Metazoa; Platyhelminthes; Cestoda; Diphyllobothriidea; Diphyllobothriidae
Source: the annotation of a GenBank genome assembly
AUGGUGUACACAUCGAGGGCACUCCGGUUUAAACAGGGCUUUGGGAAACUUGAGUUUUACUUUCGAGUUCAGUGCCGCGAGGAAAGGAUAUGGACUUACGUGUGCCUUCUUGCCUGGGUCGGGGACCUUUUGCUGACUUACAGUCUCUUUGUGGACAAAACGUGGGGCUGCUGGGAGGCGGGUAAUUCAACUCAAUGCAAUCUUGACUACGGAUUCGAGUGGCCGAUAGACUCUCAGCCAGCUGGAAUUACUACGGCCGUUGUUUUUGCAACCUGCGGUCAGGCUCUGAUCACGAUCGCCUGCGCCAUUCAAGGUUUGUCCAUGCUGUCCAUGCUCUGCGUCCAGCCAGCCUCUUUCUACGUUUUUCGAGCUGUGUGCCUAACAACGGGUGUCUACCUCCUUGGAUUCUCCCUGAUGAUUCACGUCAUUGUAGCUGAACGAAUCAAGAUGGACUUCUACAAACUCGUCACCAAUUAUUCAAGCGGGCUGUUGCUUUUUCUCUUUGGCUGGUCGUUAGUUAUCGUAGCAGACACCGUAGACAUGGUUGGAUGCGUUUUGCCAUACGCAUUGCAGAAUCCCACUGAUAGAUAUAUUUGGCUGUGGCUUCAUCGCCAUUACAUAUUCUACAAAUAUCGUCUUCUGUAUGAACGGUACCGGAUUGUGCCAAAGAAAACUAAUAUAAACGACUUAGAGCGUGCUAAAAGUAGGUAUAACUGA